Messenger RNA from Paralichthys olivaceus (Japanese flounder), 3683 nucleotides. RefSeq names its product gamma-aminobutyric acid type A receptor subunit beta3 (gene gabrb3). The record is from RefSeq and is a predicted model, not a curated record. Gene Ontology annotation, cellular component: neuron projection; GABA-A receptor complex; plasma membrane. Gene Ontology annotation, molecular function: extracellular ligand-gated monoatomic ion channel activity; GABA-A receptor activity; chloride channel activity. Gene Ontology annotation, biological process: regulation of membrane potential; signal transduction; chloride transmembrane transport. Lineage: Eukaryota; Metazoa; Chordata; Actinopteri; Pleuronectiformes; Paralichthyidae.
AUGCGGUUGUGGAUUAUUUUACUGCUCGGUUUUGGGAGUGCCUGUGGGGAACUGCCAUUCAUAGCAGAGAACAAUGCGGCGAUGUUGGUCAACUGGAACGCUGUUGAUGGGAACAAAAAGCUGUACGCCAUCUAUGAUACAAGCGUCAACGAACCGGGGAACAUGUCUUUUGUCAAAGAGACUGUGGACAAACUGUUGAAAGGAUAUGAUAUUCGUCUCCGGCCAGACUUUGGAGGUGCACCGGUGGCUGUUGGCAUGAGUAUAGACGUGGCCAGUAUAGACAUGGUGUCAGAGGUCAACAUGGACUACACACUGACCAUGUACUUCCAGCAGUACUGGAGAGAUAAGAGACUGGCCUAUGCAGGGAUCCCUCUCAACUUGACCCUGGACAAUCGAGUAGCAGACCAGCUCUGGGUCCCUGACACCUAUUUUCUUAACGACAAGAAGUCCUUUGUGCAUGGUGUCACCGUAAAGAACCGUAUGAUUCGGCUGCACCCAGAUGGCACUGUUCUCUACGGCCUCAGAAUCACGACAACAGCAGCCUGCAUGAUGGAUCUGAGGAGAUACCCAUUGGACGAACAGAACUGCACCCUGGAAAUUGAGAGUUAUGGUUACACAACAGAUGAUAUAGAGUUCUACUGGAAAGGAGGAGACACUGCAGUGACGGGGGUGACGCGCAUCGAGCUGCCUCAGUUUUCUAUAGUCGACUACAAACUGGUGUCGAGGAAUGUGGUUUUUUCCACAGGUGCCUACCCUCGACUGUCUCUGAGCUUCAAGCUGAAGCGAAACAUCGGAUACUUCAUCCUACAGACGUACAUGCCCUCCAUCCUCAUCACCAUCCUGUCUUGGGUGUCUUUCUGGAUAAAUUAUGAUGCCUCGGCUGCCAGAGUUGCAUUAGGGAUCACCACUGUCCUGACCAUGACAACCAUCAACACCCAUUUAAGAGAGACUCUGCCCAAGAUCCCAUAUGUCAAAGCCAUCGACAUGUACCUGAUGGGCUGCUUCGUGUUCGUCUUCCUGGCUCUGCUGGAAUAUGCCUUCGUCAACUACAUCUUCUUUGGGAGAGGUCCUCAGAUGCAGAAGAAGCUGGCAGAGAAGGCGCAGAAGGCCAAUAAUGACCGCAACAAGUUAGACAGGCCCAAGGUCGACUCACAGGGGAACAUUUUGCUGACAACCUUGGAGAUCCACAACGAGGUGGGGGGGAAUGAGGUCACAACCACCGUGCGCGAGACUCACAACUCUUCCUCCAUGAUGUUUGACAACACGGGGGUCCAGUACAGGAAGCCGAGUGGGCCACGGGAGCCGGGCCGCCUCAGCCUGGAUAGGAACGCACAUCAAAAGAAGACCCGUCUGCGGAGACGAUCCUCGCAGCUCAAAAUCAAAAUCCCAGACCUCACUGAUGUGAACGCCAUCGACAGAUGGUCUCGGAUAAUAUUCCCCUUCAGCUUCUCCCUCUUCAACCUAAUCUACUGGCUUUACUAUGUCAAUUAAUGCACUGAUGUUUUUUAAACCCAGCUCUGUCUCAUUCUUGUUUUUAAAUGAGAGAAAACAUUAUGGUGUGACCGUAAUGAACUUUUUUUUUACACAGCAAGUGCAGACUUUGAUCAGAGAACUGUCACUCAGGCAGUGUGCACAUACACUGUCACAAGGAUUUAUCUACAGAAUGUGUAUUUUACAGACUGCCGUGUGAAUGACUCUGUUCUGACUCAUAUGGAGACCUGGGACAUUGUACAGUAUCUCAUGGGUUGAAGCACAGACUCUUAUUUACAUUGUUUUAGGUCAGUUAUCAAAACUGUCCCCAUAAUUUCAGUUUAAAAUGUGGUCACUUUGUUACAACAUAUUGCGACUGACAGAGACAAAUGGCAAUGAUUUCAUUGUAUUAUUACAUUACAUGAUUCCCUUGUUAUAAUAGUAUACACACACAAGACAAACUGAGUUUAUGAUCUAGACACGAUUUGCACCAAAACCAAACUUGAAGGAAUGGUUGUAAAUUUUGGUUAUGUGCAUUUGUUUGCCAAGAAUGAGUUUAGGAAGAUAAAUAUCACUCUCAUGAUUUUACAAUAGAUAUCAAGUUAUUCAUAGUAGGGAGCAACAGAAAAAUAUCUUAACUAUUCCUUUAAAUUACCUUACAGUUGAUACCAACUGUAGCUGUUUUUAAAGUUCCACACAGGAAAUGCUUUAUGACCUAAAACCACAGAGAGCCUUGUGGAAAUCCCUACCAGCAUUUUAUAAAAGCCAUUAUUCUGUCAUUCACUGCCUCUAUUUAAAAUAAUAUACUUUAACAAACUGUUGGAAAUGGGCUUAGUCUUGAUGCAAGUUUGAUGAAAAGAUUGACACCACUCAUGUUUGUCUGUUGAGGAUGAAGCUAGAUGUAAGCAUAGCUUAGCUUAGCUAAAAGACCGGAAACGCUGGGAAACAGCGAGCCUGACUCAUGAUUUCACAUUUGUUUGAUUCAAACACAAAACAGAUUGUGUUUUGAUAGCUGGUUACAUGCUGUAGCAAUUUCUUGGCGAGACAAAAACCUGUCAUUUUAAUUUGUUUGUAUGUUUAGAUUAAACUUGAUAUUGUUAAGAUAUUAAGUGUUAAUUUGUGAGUUUUGGGGCUUCUGGUAAGUUGGUUCUACCAUCGGAUUCCUUUUGUUUCUAUCCUUUAUGCUAAGCUACGCUGGCGUGUGAAUGGUAUCAAUUUUUUCAUCUAGCACUCAGCGAGAAAGUGAAUCCAAGUAUUUCCCAAAAUAUCAAAUUAUUUCUUCCACAUUUGCAAUUAACCAUUUGAUAUUACUUAUUAUAAAUAAAAAUGUAUAUACCAACCAACAAAUGGACAAUGAAUCACAUGACAGCAGAAAAAGGUGCCCAGGCUCAUUACAAUAUCAGUUUACAAUAUUUCAUUUAUUUAUUUGUACUCAUUGUGCUUUUAGGACUGCUGUCUGAUUUUUAAACGUAUGCAAUAUAUCUCACAUGACAACCUCCUUCUUUCUGCUUGUUGUUUUGGGGAAUGAGCGCAGACUCACUGUUGCAGAUCUCAUGUCCGGUUUUCUCUUCCCGCUCAGAUUUCUUGAUCCUCCCUGGAAUUUAAUGUACAUACUGUAACUGCACAUUUUCUUUCAGCUCAUUACAUGGCUAUGUUGUCAACAAUGUUUUGCUCAGUGACUUCUGGACUUGCUGUUUUGUUUUGUUGGUCUUUACACAACAUUAUCAUUUCCUAUUUGUGUUGUAAAUAUAAAACACAAUAUCACAGCUCGUGAUUAUUUCCAUUCUUUCUUAGAGGAGGAAGUAGAUCAUGUAAAAUACUGGUGAAGGAAUUGGGAGCUAUAAGCAGCACUGUCUCCAAAGCAACAACACUUCUCGCAACGCACCAUCUGCACCACUUGGUUGAGCGACUUGCAGCGCGUAGGAGUGACACCAACUGUCAGGCGUCCACUCAGCUUAGCGCACCUGCUUGACAGAGCCCAACAUCCCAUAACAAAUCAGACAAAAACGCAUUACUAAUGUGCAGCACUUCCAAAGAGUGUGGAGACUUGAAAUAGUAACUGCACUUGAAUUCCAUUGGUUUCCUAAAUUGCCCCAAAAACUGCUGUUUAUUUUUUUCUACUUGAUUAUACUGGUAACGACUUGACAAAGGCUUAAUGUGUAUGUAAUUUUACUAAACGGACAAUUUUUUUGUAUUUAUAAGCAUUAAGUAAA